CACGUCACUCUGCUUGCUUGCUGCUUGUCGCCGGUGUUUGCCAUCCACCCCCCAUCAAACAAUCAAACAAACUCAUCCAUUAGCCAACCACCACGAUGCCCGCAACCCAACCCCUCAUCGCCAUCAAGGCCGGCAAAUGCAUUCAGGAAUCCAACACCAUCAUACCGAGCCCCGAGCCUGGUCUGCUUUACAUCUACGUGAAUCCCGAUGAAGAGCUGCUGCACCACUUCUGCUGGAAACCUCGUGGCGCCGUCGAGCCCGAAGACGACCUUCUAAUAUUCCCGGGCGAUGCGAAACUCAUACGACACGAUACCGGUCCAACCGGCCGCAUCUUCAUGCUCAAGUUUUUGUCUUCCUCUCAGCGCAAUUUCUACUGGCUUCAGGCGCAAUCGGAAGACCCGAAUCAGCCCGGUCUCUGGAGCGAGCGCGACAAGGGUUGGAUAAAGAAGAUCGACAGCAUCCUGCAGGGCGAGGAAGCAGCCGACGACGAGGAGAUGGGUGAUGCGCCGAUCGACAGCACCGAGAUUGAGCAGGAGGGUGAACAGCCUAGACGCGGCGGCGAGGAUGGUGGCAGGGCGCCCGCUGCUCCGCAGUUCGACCUCACGUCACUCCUCUCCCAGAUCAGAGUUCCCGGUGGGCCAGCUCGCCAGCAGGAGCCUCCUAUCUCACUUCACGAUCUCCUCGAUCCAAGUGAGACUGUCGGCUUGAUCGAUCACGUGUCGUUGGAGACCAUUGAUAACAUGAUCGCCAAUCUUCCGCCGGCAUUGGUCCCUAAGGAUGCCAGUGAAGGCCAGAAGAGGCAGAUCAUUACCAAGGUUCUAAGAUCCCCGCAAUUCACGCAAGGCGCGAUCGGUCUCUCGGCUGCCCUUCGCGAAGGCGCCCUCCGGGGUGUUGCCGACAGCCUGAAGGUGCCCAUCCUGCCUAGCGAGGAAACUACUGCAGCCGACCAGGUGGAGGCUUUGGUGAGGGGAAUCAAGCGGGAGAUUGAGCGCGAGCAGUAAAAUUGUACUUGAGAUUCUGUAUACUACACUCGAAAUACCUAGGAUCUUGAUAGUUAGCCUAUCAAUUGGCACGCCGUCCCAGUCGCUCGGAGUACUUUUUAUUUACUUAAUCAUUAUAGAAUUCGACUUCAGGUAGAG
Messenger RNA from Tricharina praecox, 1139 nucleotides. RefSeq names its product proteasome complex subunit Rpn13 ubiquitin receptor-domain-containing protein. Gene Ontology annotation, molecular function: endopeptidase activator activity; ubiquitin binding; proteasome binding. Gene Ontology annotation, biological process: ubiquitin-dependent protein catabolic process. Gene Ontology annotation, cellular component: proteasome regulatory particle, lid subcomplex; nucleus; cytoplasm. The coding region runs from base 96 to 1001 and encodes 301 amino acids. The record is from RefSeq and is a predicted model, not a curated record. Lineage: Eukaryota; Fungi; Ascomycota; Pezizomycetes; Pezizales; Pyronemataceae. The transcript is spliced from 4 exons.